GGUUGGUAUGCCGAAGUGUGUUCUGGAUUUCUCGUCUGCUCUAUAUAGCGUUGGCCCCUGUUCACAUCAUUCAUUCCAGGACUGCGAAGCUAAAUCCUCUCACUCUGAAGAAAACAAUCCUUCUUGCACUUUGCAGCAUCUCUCAUUAGCCCGUGAGCUUCUCUGAUCCGGCCACUCUGCUGGCUCCUGGAGAGUUUGCAACUCCGUUCACUCACUCUUUGCCGACAUCCGUCGUGUCCCGAAUUCUUCUCACAGCGUGCAUUCCCAAUGCCUGGACUCAAGACGUUUUUAGCUUCGCGAAAGAGAAACAUAACGGACCGUGAUGGAUUCACCUCUCUCCUUGAUGAUCCAUCCUCAUAUGAUGCACCAAGCCCGAUGCUCUCACCAAUUCCUGCCAGAAUCCAGUCAAACAGAAGGAUUCCUCAAUUAGUUCGAAUCGGAUCGAACUCGACGUCUUCGUCGCGUGCAGCUAGCCCAGCUCCUUCUCCAUCGCUAUCUGCAUUAUCCAAUCCAUUCGACGAGGGAAAGGCACUUCAUUACUCUAACGAUACGCUGCCACUGGACGAUUAUAACCUUGACUACUUCAGUAUCGGUGGUGCCGCGACCCCUGCGUCCGAGUCGGCUCAUUAUGUUCCACCAUCAUCAGCUGAGAUGCGAAAGUCACUGCUAGCGGGGAGCAAUGACUUUUUGGCAAUAAAUCAAGAACAGCCACAGCAGUCCUUCAUUUGGAGGGCGUUGGAAGCGCUCAGAGCCAAGAUCUACCAACAUUUUGACCCUCAUACGUUCUGGAGUAUGAUCGACAUCCGCGAAAUCUUCUGGCCGUUUACAUGGAAGAAAUAUGGUGUCCUUCUUCUCGUGGCGUUGGCAAUUGCUGCUAUUGUCGUCACAGAGCAGGCUUUCCACUGGAUCCAACAAUCUAUGGAAAUCACUAGACGAAACAUGCUCCCUGUGCUCAUACUCGUAAUUGGACUGGAGCCUAUGAUGAUCGUGAUCAUAUUAAUGGUGGCCAAAAUUCCUGAUAUCUCCUCAAAUGAUGCUUCACCAUCAAACCCAGCCGCAGACUCCAAUCUUACAGAUCAGAUGGCAGCGCUUGAGAAGGAGGUACAGCAAAACGAUGAUUACCUCACCGCGCUCGUAAUUCCGUGUCACAACAGCGACCACGAGGCUAUGAAGCGAGUCCUUGAGUCUGCGUACCCCCACUUUCGACCACAAGACAUAUUUAUCGUCGAUAAUGGGAGGUCGAUGUAUCCCAAAGACAACGAGUUCCGUGAAUUCAUCUAUUCACAGCACCCCGAUAUCAAUUACAUUUGGUCGCCGAUAGGAAGUAAAAACGCAGCGCAGCUUGUUGGCGCAAUGGCUGCACGGAACCAUCAAUACAUCAUGACGGUUGAUGACGACGUUUGCAUCCCGACAAACUUCCGCGCGCCGCUGGAUCUUGUCAACGAGAAGACGAAAGGCGUUGCUUUCCCACUCAAAGCUACGGACGCCAAUGGCAACGUACCAGUUUUUAUGGUUGCCUGGCAAGAUUGCGAGUACAGAAUGGCAGGCUUGACCAAACUGGCUGAGAGUCAAAUUUGCGGUGUGCUGUUUCCCCACGGUGCUGGCUGGUUCUGUGAACGAGAGACACUGAUCGAUCUUAUCUCCAAUUAUCAUUCAAUUGACUUCAUCGCAGAAGAUGUUAACACGGGAGUCAGCAUGCAAAAAAUGAAUAAACUAAUUGCAUUUGACACUCGUUGCGUGUUGGAGACAGAAGUGCCUAGUACAAUUUUUGGACAAGGCUUGAACUGGUACCACCAGCGAGUACGUUCGUGGGAAAUGGGUCGACAUGGACGUCUCUUCGCAUUUAUAGACCGGCUUUUUUUCUCCCUUAAUGGUCAGCGUGCGCCAUGGGCAAUUCUUGCACAAAAAUUUGUCUACAUAUACUCGAUUGCCUGUAUCGUCAUUGAUUGGAUCCGCGUACCAGUGAUAGUAACCAUGGGUACAAACGGCAACUACUGGCGCCAGGCUGGUUUACUCACAUUGGCGUCUAUACUCCCUUUGAUGUGGUUUCGUUACAUCUCAUGCAGGAGACGACCAGAUCUACGGCCUACUUUCUGGGGAUCGCUCACAAUUCCAGUGUACAAGCAGUUGUAUGCACUUGUUUCAAUAAUCGGUGCUAUCAGAAGUGUUGUUUACUACUUCGGCGGACAUAAGCUUCCAAAAACUAUCAAAGAGAUGGUUGCUGAUAAAGAUGAGCGCUGUUUGUGGCUCGAUCCGCGGUUUGAGACAAAUCCAGGAUUUCUUGCUGACGAGGGGUUAGCAUUGACAAAGCCGACAUCAAGUGAGGAGAAGGAUGAUUGA
This is a messenger RNA of Verruconis gallopava, 2340 nucleotides long. RefSeq lists its product as uncharacterized. The transcript has a single exon. The record is from RefSeq and is a predicted model, not a curated record. Lineage: Eukaryota; Fungi; Ascomycota; Dothideomycetes; Venturiales; Sympoventuriaceae. Bases 268 to 2340 code for a protein of 690 amino acids.